AUGGCGAGGGGCAAAGUACUGUGGUUGUCUGUUCUAAUAUUAGGGUCAGCCUUCGGCCAGCCGUUGCCCGAGCCGGACCCGCAAGGCCCGUGCUGCCCCUGUCCCUGCCCCGAGCCCCCUCCCCCCUGCCCGUGCGACCCCUGCGCCCCCUGUGACCCCUGCGCCCCCUGUGACCCCUGCGCCCCUUGUAACCCCUGCAAUGGGGAGGCGAUACAGAUCGGGCCGUGCAACCCCAACGCCCCGCUCGUGAACUAUGCUUACGGGCAAGCGCCGGCAGGACAACUGAUCAUAAGGCCAGGACAGAUCCGGUUCCCGACCCCCUCGCCUAUAAUCGUGCGACCCGGGCAGAUCACCCCUCCAGCCCCCCCUCGGAUAUGGGUCAGUCCCGCUAGGGUGCAGCCCCCAACUCCUGCCCCUAUCACGGUCAGACCAGGGCUUGUGAGACCGCCGAUACCACCCCCUAUUUAUGUCAGACCACCACCUGUGCCAGUGCCGCAGCCAGCUCCCAUUUGCGUGAGGCCACCACCAGUCCCCGUGCCACGCCCACCACCAAUGAGGAUUCAACCUCGCCCAGUGGUCCCGCCUCUACCAGACACUCUGAUCGUAAAGCCGCCCAAGAUCAUCGUCCCCGCCCCGCCCGUCAUCGUCUUCCAGCCGAAUCCGCCCAGCAGUUUCAGGACCAUCGGCUCCGCUGUCAUCAGCCCAUACAGAGGGGGAGGAGGCGGAGGAAGCGGAGGAGGCGUAUCCCCUUAUCCCUGGUCGUUCCCGUCCCCUUGUCCGUUCCCCUGCCCUGAGACAUCCCCUUGUCCGUGUCCAUGCCCUGAGCCGUCCCCUUGUCCAUGCCCCUGUCCUUGUCCUGAACCCUGCCCUCCACCUUGUCCGGAACCCUGUCCCUCUCCUUGUCCCUGUCCCAUAAUGUCCCCCUGCCCGUGCAACCCGUGCAAUCCUUGCGCGUAAAUGUAUAAACUUAUGUAUAUAAUAGAAUAGCUACGUUUGUAAAUACGGUGUGAUUGAAAUAAAG
Messenger RNA from Ostrinia furnacalis (Asian corn borer), 1021 nucleotides. Its product is annotated as vegetative cell wall protein gp1. The record is from RefSeq and is a predicted model, not a curated record. The transcript has 5 exons. Lineage: Eukaryota; Metazoa; Arthropoda; Insecta; Lepidoptera; Crambidae. The coding region runs from base 1 to 957 and encodes 318 amino acids.